Salvia miltiorrhiza (redroot sage) is the source of this 1959-nucleotide messenger RNA. RefSeq lists its product as uncharacterized. Bases 384 to 1775 code for a protein of 463 amino acids. The transcript is spliced from 5 exons. NCBI's taxonomy places the organism in Eukaryota, Viridiplantae, Streptophyta, Magnoliopsida, Lamiales, Lamiaceae. The record is from RefSeq and is a predicted model, not a curated record.
GAUGGAAGUUUGAGAGGAUUGAAAUUGAUCAACGAUCACAAUAGUCUUUGUCCCAACGUGAAGCUGCAUGAGUCUCUCUCUCUCUAUCUCCCCAGUUUCAGCCAGUUUCUUGGAGCCCACCAUAAUUUUGAUUUCAAUUAUCGCAUUCGUGCGUGGUGUAUAUACACUUCAUCGAGAAAACUCUUAUUCCACUUUUUAUCGGUACUGCUUCUGACUCUCUCUCUCUCUCUCUCUGCUUUUGUAUUUGCUCUCUUCUGAAUAUACCGAAUUUCCUUUUUCUUUAAUGGAUUCUUCUUGAGCGAUAAGAUAUGCAUACUGUGUCUUCGCAUCUUAGUUGGUAAUGCUUUGAGGAGAUUCGAAUUCAAAACCAGUUGCCGGUGAAGAUGAUUUCUGGUUCAAAACGCCUGUUGUGUUACCUAGCUAUCCUCCUUUUCCUUUUGAUAGUUCAAAGUUCACGAGCUCAUCUAAGUAGCCAAAAUGGGAUGAAAGCCGAUGUGUUUCUGUCGCCUGUAUUUGUACUAGGGCCAGGAUCAGUUUCAAAUAAAUUCUACUAUGGGAUUGAUUUUCCAAGAGGCCAUAUUGCUAUCAAGAAAUUCAACGCUGAAGUGGUUGAUGAGGAAGAGAAUCCGGUCCCCCUUCAUGAAACUUAUCUCCAUCAUUGGGUAGUUGUAGGUUACCGUCAAAGGAAAGGUGAAAGUUCUCCGGAGCAUUUUGGUGAUACAGGACUGCUCCAAUAUAACUCUGCGUUCAUAAGGAAUAGUGGGAUGUGUGAUAAUAGUCUUGUGCAGUAUUUCGGGCUGGGGUCUGAGACGCGAAAAACAGCUACUGACGUCCCAGAUCCUUAUGGCAUUGAAGUCGGCAAUCCAGCCGACGUGCCUGCUGGAUACGAGGAGCGAUGGCUGCUCAAUGUGCACGCGAUUGACACCCGUGGAGCUGAGGACAAGUUGGGCUGCACCGAGUGCAGAUGUGAUUUAUACAAUGUGACUGCAGAUCAAUAUGGUGAUGCCUUGCCCCCGGAUUAUAUCGGUGGCAUGAAAUGCUGCCAUGAUGGGGUUAGAUGCAGAGUUAAGGAAGGGUUUCAGGGUAAGAGUAGAAGCCUCUACUUGAAGUACACGGUGACGUAUAUGGACUGGGAUGCCUCCAUCGUCCCUGUUCAAAUUUAUAUAUUCGAUGUCACUGACAUAUGGAGAAAGGCAGAUGAAUCCACAGGGGAAACAGCUAGUCAUUAUUGCUUGGUUGAGUAUGAUGUUGAAGCUUGCCCCAUUGGUACGGCAAAUGAUGGUUGCAUUCAUACCAAAAGCCUAACUGUUAGUUUACCAACUGGUGGUGAUGUUAUAUAUGGUGUUGGACAUCAACAUUCAGGAGGCUUUGGUUCAACUCUUUUCGGAGAGGGAGGAAGAGUGAUAUGCUCAUCUGUUCCAACUUAUGGGACUGGACACGAAGCUGGGAACGAGGCUGGCUACAUUGUCGGAAUGUCUACCUGCUAUCCUUCACCCGGCUCUGUCAAGAUUUCAGCAGGGGAGACACUAACUCUUAUAUCCAACUAUAGCAGUGCGCAGAGACAUACAGGAGUCAUGGGACUGUUUUACAUCUUGAUUGCUGACUCUUCAGCGAAGCCCCGUUCAAUCCUUCAUUCUCCGGCACAAGUGCAUAGGAGUGUGAUAACAUCCUAUCCUGGUUGGCUUAUUGCACUGUUUGGAGUUGGUCUCGUUUUGGCUGUCGUGCUUGUUUACAACGGUAGGAACGAGCGAGACGAAGGGUACGAGGAAAUAUAGGGGAAGGAGAGCUUCUUCUUUCACAUUGUUGGGAGAUAUGCUUGUAGUGGGUUCUGCUACUCCUUUGCCACUCUAGAGUUGUUGCAAUUAAUUAUACGAAUAUAAUCUCUCUUGAUUGAAUCUGUAGGAAAUGUUUUUAAGCCAGUUGAAUCAAUAUGAGAAUAUAAUCAUUAUGACGAUCAAA